Prunus armeniaca (apricot) is the source of this 2376-nucleotide messenger RNA. Lineage: Eukaryota; Viridiplantae; Streptophyta; Magnoliopsida; Rosales; Rosaceae. The record is from the annotation of a GenBank genome assembly.
AUGCGGACAAAGGAAGGCAAGAGCAGGCAGUUCGCUUUCAUUGGGUUCCGUACAGAGAGCGAAGCUGAGGAGGCCAUGAAAUACUACAACAGGUCAUUUCUCGAUACUUGCAGGAUUACUUGUGAGAUUGCUCGUAAGGUUGGGGAUCCAGAGAUUCCUCGGCCAUGGAGUCGUCAUUCUCAGAAGAAGGAGACGAAAGGGGGUGAAGAUGGGAAGAAGAAUAAGAAAGAGAAGGAAGGUGUCGUCGCUAAAAGUCGGAGUCUUGAGCCGUCGGUAAAAGAUGAGAGUGGUGAUCUUCAGCUUCAUGAGUUUUUGGAGGUGAUGCAGCCAAGGGCUAAGUCGAAAUUGUGGGCAAACGACACGUUGGUAACUCCUGUAGCUGAGAAAGUUGGCAAAGCCAAGAAGGAAAGUGAAGAGAAAUCAGUUCCAGUGGAUAUGGAGGUAGACAAAGGUGUUAAGAAGAAUGAUUUGCACAAUGUUGCUAAAGACGAUGCCGUUUCGGAUAUGGAUUAUUUCAAGAGCAGAGUGAAGACUGAAUGGUCGGAUUCAGAAAGCAGUGGCAGUGAUGAGGAGGAGGAGGAGGAGGAGGAGAAGGAGAAGAAGGAGAAGGAGGCUGGAGAGGAAGGUCCUUCAGAAGAUGCUAAUGGCCAAGUACUGGACGAGAGCAAUGAGUUAUCCACUUCGAAAGAGGAGAAAGAAGAAGUGCUUGAGAGUGGUCGUCUAUUUGUUCGUAAUCUGCCAUUUACAGCAACGGAGGAUGAGUUGGAAGAGGUCUUUAGCAAAUUUGGCGAUGCACAGGUCCAUCUUGUUAUUGAUAAAGAGACUAAUCGUUCCAAGGGAUUCGCUUAUGUUCUUUACACGCUUCCGGAAUCUGCAGAAAGUGUCCUAAUAUUUGUUAUGGUGCUUGAGCCUGUGCAUUAUGAUUUUGGCACUGGAAGAAUUAGAUGGUUCAAUUUUCCAAGGAAGACUGUUGCAUGUUAUGCCAGCAAAACAAAAAAUCCAUCUGAAAAGCUAGGGGCUGAUAAUUCCGCAAGCCAAGGUUCAAAAACUCUUAAGCAACGAAGGGAGGAUGAGAGGAAAGCAUCUGAAGCUAGUGGAGAUACAAGAGCAUGGAACAGUUUGUAUAUGAGGUCUGAUACGGUUAUUGAGAACAUAGCUCGGAAGUAUGGGGAGACAAAAAAGGCUCUUACAAAUGCUGGAGUAAAUGUCGAAUCUUUAGAGAAUUUUGCUGCUGGGAAAACUGAUGGUAGUAAAAGAAGCAACCAUGUUUUACUGGUUAAGAACUUGCCAUAUGGUUCUACAGAUGGUGAACUGGUGAAGAUGUUUGGGAAAUUUGGGGAGGAUGUGGAUUUGCUAAGUUUAGGAGAGUGGAGGUUUUUGCCUUGUAGUCUGAUAGUUUCUGGGAGUUUGCCUGGGUGUGCAACACAGCUUGACUCUGAUAAUUCAGACUACAGAGAUGGAUGGGUGGAUGUUGUUUUUCUUGAACCUGCUGCCGCACGAGCUGCUUUUAAAGGUUUAGCAUACAAGCGUUACAAGGAUGGUCCUUUAUAUUUGGAAUGGGCGCCUGGCAAUGUUCUUAGUCAAAGUUCAAAAACUGAGAGCAUUGAAAACAACAGUGCCGUUGUUGGUGAGCAUGAUGUCAAAAAGGUUAUGUUAGAGCAAUAUGUGGAAGGAAUAUCCGAUGUGGAUGCUGAUCCUGAUAGAGUGGAGUCACGAUCUCUAUAUGUCAAGAACCUGAGCUUUAAGACUUCCGAUGAGAGUUUGAAAAAGCAUUUUAGUGAACAAGUGAAGGAGGGAAAAAUAUUUAGUGUCAAGGUAAAGAAACACUUGAAAAAUGGGAAGAAUGUUUCAAUGGGUUUUGGUUUUAUAGAGUUUGAUUCUCUGGAGACAGCGACAAAUGUUUGCAGGGAUUUACAGGGAACUGUUUUGGAUGGGCACUCUCUUAUUUUGCAACUUUGUCAUGCCAAGAAAGAUGAAGUGCCAAAAAAAGUUGACAAGGAUAAAAGUUCAACAAAAUUACUUGUGAAAAAUGUAGCCUUUGAGGCUACAGAGAAAGACCUCAGACAGCUAUUUAGCCCAUUUGGUCAGAUUAAAAGCUUACGCUUGCCGAUGAAGUUUGGACAGCAUAGAGGCUUUGCUUUUGUGGAGUUCAUCACCAAGCAAGAGGCAGAAAAUGCCCUUAAAGCACUUUCAAGCACGCAUUUGUACGGUCGCCAUCUGGUUCUUGAGAGAGCAAAGGAAGGUGAGAGCUUGGAAGAACUACGGGCUCGAACAGCUGCUCAGUUCACAGAUGAGCAAACUGGGUUUUCCAGGAAGAGGAAGCACACGACCACCGUGGAUGAUGGCAAGAUCAAAUUUCAGAGGACUGCUGAUUAG